AUGCGUUUCGCAGAAACAGAUAAACUCCCAGCCAUAAAAAUAAAAUCAACAGAUAUUUCACCAUUUGAGAAAUGGAUAGUUGUGACGUCAAUUCACCCACCAACAGAUGACGUCAAAUACCUGGCUCAGUUGCCUGGGUGGAGAGUGGUCGUUGUGGGGGAUGUUAAGAGUCCCGCCAACUGGAGCUUUCUCAAUUGUGAUUUCUUGAGUAUUGAGAAACAACAAUUACUGAACUUUAAAAUUACAGGUUCUCUCCCUUACAAAAGUUACGCAAGAAAAGACAUUGGCUACCUCUACGCUAUCCUAAAUGGGGCGAAGUAUAUCUACGAAACUGACGAUGAUAACAGACCAUCUGGCAAUUUGGAAGGUUUUAUCUACACACCGGAAACACCAGGACUGAUGUAUGCUGGGAAGAAGUUGUUUAACCCUUACCAGCACUUUGGUCAGUCCACAUUGUGGCCCAGAGGAUAUCCACUGUCCAAGAUCGGAGCGGCCAAUAGCAGAUCCUACUGGUUAUCCAACAGCUGGACAUCACCUACCAUACAACAGGGAACCGUAAACGGUGACCCAGAUGUCGACGCUAUUUUCAGAUUGACGAGGAAGUCUAUCACGUCACCACUUAACGUGACCUUUGACUCCCACGCCCCUCCAGUUCUAGUGCCCCAGGGUGUCUUCAGUCCAUUCAACUCCCAGAACACUUUGUUUCAUGAACGAGCCUUCUGGGCCUUGUUGAUCCCAACCGGGACCACGUUUAGAAUGUGUGACAUAUGGAGAGGCUACUGGGCUCAGAGGUUGAUGUGGGAAAUAGGAGACAGGCUGGCCUUCUUCCCUCCAAAUGCUCACCAAAACAGAAGUGCUCACUCCUACAUGGAGGACGCUGAGGAUGAGAAGGACAUGUACUUUCAGACGGACACUUUGAUUGAUUUCUUGACCUACUGGACAUGUCCUUCAAGUAUGACUUUUUUCCAAUGUGUUCUCAAACUAACGACUGACAUGGUCGUUAAACAUUUUUGGAAAUCUGAAGAAAUCGAAUUGACAAGUCGAUGGCUGGAGGAUUUGUUAGAAUUAGGAUAUCCUGAGCCUAAGAGAGUCCGAAACAUUAUAAGUGAUUAUGAAACAUUAAAACUAGACAAUGUUAACAUAAGUAAUGACAACGCUUACAAAAACCCGACUUCUUUUACCAACAUUACAUUUAUUUCAGUCGAACAGAAAUCACCACAAGUGGCAGCUAGCAAUGAGGAAGAUCCCAUUCCUCAGAAAGCCUUCAAAAGUCUCUCAAAAAUAUGCCCGAACAUAACGACAAUGGUGUCGGGUUUGAAUAGCACGCUCUCUUCAAACUACUACUAUGAUAUUCUGUUAGUGAUUGUUUUUAAUUUGCCAGGUUUUUACUCCAACGUUCGGUACCUUGACGCUCUAUACGGCCAAGUUUUUCCGAAUAUUAUUUACUGCGGCGACAACGCUUCUCUGUUUGCGGAACAAACUAAACAUUUAGGAAAACAGUUUAGUUUUAUAGAAGAGCCUCUGGAUAGGGGGACAGUAAAUUACAUGUGUGCGGUUAGAGCUAUAGAGAUGAACUUUAGCGUCAAGGGAUUCCUGAUCAUGGGUGAUGACGUCCUAUUCAAACAUUGGGCUUUAUUAAACAGCUCAAAGGAUCACUUCUGGACAACUUUUGAAGGUAGAUACAUCUCCAUUAAUAUUUCCCAGUCAAACCACCGGUGGUUCUGGUGGAACAGCGAAAAAGGGAAAGAAGCUUUUGAUAAAACUUUGGAAGACCUAAAGAUUAAUCUCAGUAUUCCCCACUUUAUCAACAGCACUUCUUUAUUUCUUGACAGUUUGUGGACCUUUACUGGCAGCUCUGAUUUGAUAGAGGCUGCAAUAUGUGACGUCUAUUACAUCCCUGCUUCUAAACGACUUCAGACUUCGUGGUUCAUGAAGAAGUUUCACCAGAAUCGUGUCUUUUCGGAAAUUGUUGUGCCUACCGUGGUUCGAGGCCUUGAGACGAAGAAGGACCUAGUUCGAAUGAAUGGGUCAAGUCUUUGGAAAGGACGUCGCGAGAAACCUUUUAGAUUCUAUUCAAAAGUACAACACUUUCUCCACCCGAUGAAACUAACGGACCCCGUGACUUUCCUUGAUAUGUGCACUAUGUAUGUUCCUGAUAUCCUGAGGUAUAGCUUUGGGAUUACGUUACUAAAUAACACUUCAGUUUAG
Biomphalaria glabrata is the source of this 2208-nucleotide messenger RNA. RefSeq lists its product as uncharacterized. The coding region runs from base 1 to 2208 and encodes 735 amino acids. Lineage: Eukaryota; Metazoa; Mollusca; Gastropoda; Planorbidae. The record is from RefSeq and is a predicted model, not a curated record. The transcript is spliced from 5 exons.